Molecule: messenger RNA, 2120 nt
Organism: Schistocerca nitens (vagrant locust)
Lineage: Eukaryota; Metazoa; Arthropoda; Insecta; Orthoptera; Acrididae
Product: zinc finger protein OZF-like
Exons: 8
Coding region: 310-1857 (515 amino acids)
Biological process (GO): regulation of immune system process; regulation of cytokine production; negative regulation of transcription by RNA polymerase II
Source: RefSeq, a predicted model, not a curated record
UUCAACGCCCCGUAUAGGUGGCGUCGGUUAGAAUCUGUGGACGACGUAUCUAUAGUCCAAGAUAAGGAAUUUCUGACGCCAUAAGCGAGAAGCCAGCGACUAAAGUACUCCGCUCCGCCGUAUUAAAAUGUCGAAAAUAUCGUGAGUGGCAUGAGAAUAAUUCAUCGAAAUAAAGGCAUAAAUUGUGUAAAUAUGGUUACCUGUGUUGCGUACAGAUCCAUAAAAAGAAGCGGAAAAUCAGCUGUUACCUUCUUUAGCUGAUGCUGGCAUCCAGUAUUGAGCCGACAGUCCCGGAGGGCACUGGCCACCAUGGAAGAUGAGGUGCCCGGAGCUGCCGAGGGAUAUGAGUUUAUGGCAGUGAAGCAGGAGCUACGUGAAGGCACCGAGGCAGAUCUACUACGAAUGGUGCAGGAACCAGAGUGUAUUAUUGUGCAAAAGCUGGAACCGGGUGACUACGAUUUGCAACUCGGAGAGUCGGACACCGCGCAGGUGCACGAGGAUGGGGUUGACCAGAGGCUGCCAGAUAUUCCAGCAGGAGGGGCUAAACAGGAGGUGAUUCUCGGCCUGUCCCCGGAGGUGGAAUGGGUUCCGACGUGUUUACCUGCCGAUGACGAGGCCUCGAGGGACCCCCUGGCUUCUGAAGGAGACAUAGAACCAGGAGCGGCAGAGAUAUAUUUUGACAGAACACGAUUUGGGUUCUUCGCCACUGCGUCAACAGAAACAGCAAUUCCUGCCCUGGCGGGACAAGUCGGUACCGAUGUGGAAUUGUCGCAGUACCGGAUGCACGAGAGCGCACCUCACAGCAACUGUAAUACUGCAGCGAGACAGAGUGUCGGGCAAAACUUUGAAUGUAGUUCGUGCUCUUCAGCUUUUACGUUAAAGCACAGCCUCGUACUCCACGUGUUCACCCACGUACCGGGUGUGCCACCUCCGGACCACAUCUGCAGAGUGUGCGGGGAGGUGUUCGACGACGCAGAGUCUCUGCUCGGGCACGUGACUGCUCACGAGGACGGGCUACGGGGGGCUCUUCAGACUUCCGGAAGAUCCGAGCUGCCUCCCUACGGACGGAAGCCCCGAAAACGUCCUCACAGCUGCGAUACGUGCGGCAAGGCCUUCCCGACGCCCCAGAGCCUGAACAUUCACGCGCGGACUCACUCUGGGGAGAGGCCGUACGCCUGCGAAAUUUGCGGCAAAGCUUUCGUACAGUGGAUUCACCUGCACAACCACAAAAUUACGCACUCCGACGAGAAGCCUCACCGCUGCGAAAUCUGCGGGAGGACCUUCGGCCACUCCGACAGCCUGAAGAGGCACCUGCGGCUGCACACGGGCGAGACGCCGUACCGGUGCGACGUUUGCGGGCUGUCCUUCUCUCUUCUGGACAAACUCAAAACGCACAGGCAACUCCACACCGGAAAGAAAAAGUACAGCUGCGAAAUUUGCGGGAGCUCCUUCGCCGCGCCGAACAGCCUGAAGGCGCACACGCGGAGGCACACGGACGAGAGGCCUUACGACUGCGACGUCUGCGGCGAAAGCUUCAUGUGGUCCGCGACUCUCAAGAGGCACAGACUGACGCAUACGGGCGAGAAGCCCUACAGCUGCAAUCUGUGCGAGAGGCAGUUUGCCGAACUGAACACUCUGAAGAGACACUUGCAGAGUCAUUCCGGCGAGAGGCCUUACAGCUGCGGACUCUGUGGAGCGACGUUUUGCUACCUCAGCUCUCUCAAUGCACACGGCAGGGUGCACACGGGUGAGAAGCCGUACAGCUGCGACAUAUGCGGCAAGUGCUUUGCCGUGUCGAGUCACGUGAAACGCCACCGGCGGGUGCACGCGAAAGGUCCAGAGGCGCAAAUCUCGUAAGAGCCCUUCCUCUUUCACUAAUGGCACUAGUAACAAAUACGUGUGUUUACGAAGAGACUCGAGGUAUUCUAAAUUGUUCUCGGGGCAAUGUUGUCACGUUUUGCACCGGCGAAUGGAGUUUGUGACUUCCCAGUGUUGUCGACUGUGGCUGAGCAAUCAGAUUUUUGUUCUGUAUCCGAGAAUGUUAUUGAUAUGUGCCUAUUAUGUUAAAUAAUAAACUAAGCAGAAUGGGAGAACAAUAAAAUGAUCAUUUAUCUUUUGCA